This is a messenger RNA of Cinara cedri, 4035 nucleotides long. The record is from the annotation of a GenBank genome assembly. NCBI's taxonomy places the organism in Eukaryota, Metazoa, Arthropoda, Insecta, Hemiptera, Aphididae.
AUGAGCUUUGCGGAUAAGGUGGUUCUGAUCACUGGAAAAUCGUUGACGCUGGGCUACGAUUAUGCGAGAUAUUUACUCGAGAACGACGCCAAGGUAUACUAUUGUUGACAUAAUAAAACCAUAAACAUAUAAAGUCGUAUAUUUACAGAAGUUGACCUUCGGAGUUGCUGAUUCAAUUUUGAAAAGUGUUUCGCUGAUACAAAGUUACACUAUUCUGAGUGACUUUCUGUAGCUUUCUAUCAGUGAAUUAAUUUUUUAGAAUCGGAUCAGCAGUUCUGGAGAUUAUCUCCUACAAUUUAUAAACAUUUAACUUUACUUCUUUAUAGUAUUAAAAAAUAUAGAUUUAGUUAGCAACAGCCUAUCAUAAAAAUAUAUUAUUUUAUUAUUUAUUAUUAACAGGUGGCAUUGUGUGAUAUAAAUAAUUUUGAACGAUGUCGAUCGGUCGUCAACGAAUACGCUAGUGUGUUUGGUGACAGAAGAGUUGUAGCGUUGCAGUGCAACGGUACCGACCAGAAUCAACUCAAAAGUGAGUUACAUACAGAUGAAAAUAUAAAAAAUAAUUUUUUUUAAAUUUAAAAUUUAAAAUCCGCCAUUUUUGUCUGGACCGCUUGACGUGUAUUAUAAUUCAUGGGUGUGUAAUUAUUAUUAUUAUUUACUCUAUUAUCUAGAAAUAACAAAGUAUUGCCGGGUCAGCUAGUAUUAAUUUAUAUUUUGCCUUCAGAAAUAUUCAACUCAAUGAAUGUAAACAAAUAAAAGAACAAGUUUGAAAGCAUUAUUGCUAUUUUUGGGGAAUUAAAUUCUCAAACCCCCCUUUAUUCGCGUUUAUAAUAUUAAGUCACUAAAUUUUGAAAAAUUAGUUAUUUACACCAAUAAAUGCAGAACAAUGUGUGUUUUUCGUGUAGGAUGUGUUAAGUCAAUAUUUCCAAUAUUGAAAGUGUUAUUUCAAUGUACGUUUUAGGAUAACCCAUGGUUUUUCUGUUUUUCAUGCGUUUUAAGUUAGAUCGCAUACUACAGUGAAUUAAACUAUAUUGCACCUUUCAAAUGCGCUGUGUAAAAAAAGCUAAGUUAAUUUAACCCAUAUUAUAUUUUUCCUGAAUCUAUAGUAUUAUUUAAGUUGAAUCAUUGGAUAACUAUUUAAAUCAAUGUGCAUAAUAAAUUAAGUUAUUUUUUAAAUAAAAAAAAAAAAAAAACAGUCGAAUUUUGAAUACUAAAAUAUAAAUAUUAAUAUAUUAUACAAUACUGAACAAUACAUAUAGAAUUUUACAGUACUUAAAUUAUGAGAAAAUCUUAACAUAUUUUCAUUUAAAGUUUAUUUUAACUUUACUGAAAAAUUCUGAAAUGUUUUUUACGCACACCCACGAUUGUUAUUACAAUUUAAUAUCUGAAAUAUUAUUAUCGUAAUGUUGAUUGUGUAUUGCAAUAUUAUUAUUAUAGACGUGUUCGAAUCGUGUAUCAGGCAUUUCCAAAAGAUCGAUAUUAUCGUCAAUAGUGCGUGCGCGUUCGAUGCCUGGAUGGGUGAUGAGGAUAAUACUAUUUCGGACACAAACUUUGUAGGUAUACCCAUAUUAUUGAUUUUAAAUCUGAUGAGAUCGCGGUUUUUACAAAUGUAUCGUUAUUCGUGUGGAAAAUAAUAUUAACGUAUAAAUUAUUGUGCACACGUAUAGGAAUGCGUCGUCAGGGGAAUAAUUUUAGCAUUACAGUAUAUGGGAGUUCCGCUAGGAGGUCAAGGCGGAACCGUGGUGCAAAUCGUAUCGAAACCAAACGAGGACGCCAUGAUUCCCGAGUAUCUGUCUUUAAGAAGAAAUGUUUCCGCGUAUACGAAAGCAAUCGCCGUAAGUUGAACGAUAUAUUAUACAUUUUGUUUUACUUAUUAGUUAUAAUAUAUUAUAGUAUACAUAUAAUUCGAUUUUAUACGUUUGUUCUUCUCUAGAAGUCAAACGAAGGAAAUCCAACGUACCGAAGUAUAAAGUUUAUGACGUUAUGCACUGAUUCAUUGUAAGUAAUUGUAUACGUAUAUCAACAAUAAAUUUAAAAAAAAAAUAAAAUAUUUAUAUCCGUGAAUGGGUGUAUAAAAUAUAAACUGAAGACCGAUUGAGCAUAAUAUACAUUUUUGUUUCGUCAAUAUUGCGAGCGUAAUUUAUUAUUAUAUUAUAAUACAAUUAUUUUUAGUGAUAUAUCGUCGCUCAUACUGCAAAGAUGCAUUUCACAGUUUUUAUAGUCUUAUAGGAUGAUCAAAACAUAUUGCAAAAAAUAACACUUGUUUUAAUAUUUUAAGAAAACAAUAAACAUCUCAAUACUAUUGUUAUGUUUCUGUGUAGUUAGCUGAGAUACAUUAUGUUGGUACAAGGUUUUGAUAUAAGUGAUGUUAUUUCCGUAAUUUAUAGUAUAACCGUAAGUUUAACAAGACAAAUUACUAUAGAAUAAACCAUUUUUGUAAACCCUUGUUUUAUUUGUAUAAUUAAUAUCGAUAAAUAAUAUCAUUUUAUUGAAUUUUGAAAUACGUGCUGUUGCAGUUAAAGCGUCACAGUUAGUUAUUUUUCUGAUUUUCAAAUGCAUAUAAAUAUGCAUAUUGCAUACUAAUCGUAUCCGAAGCCUUUAUUCGUAUUUCCCGCAUAUAAAUUACAUGAUAAUUUUUCCUAAAUAUUUUCGAGUACUUUUAUACUCUACAUUUUAGUCGUAUAGUUUCGAGUCGUCACUUACUUUUGUAGGUAAGUAACACUUACGCGGGCAUCCGCUUAUUUCACUACUUUGUUAAAGCAUGAAUUUGUUACCAGUACUUUUAUUUCGUACUAUGUAUUCGGUGAGCAGCGCAUUACGAUUGCGACCGUAUUACCUUUAUACCAGUAAAAAAAAACGCAGAUUGCACUCCAAAAAAUAUACGAGGUGUUGUCCUUUUUUAACCACCACAAUACGAUACAACAUGAUUGCUGGCUUUGCUUAAAAUCAUUAUCAUACAUGAUAUAACAAAUAAUUUAUAAGAUAUUUAAAUUUUUUUAAAUUUUUUCCAAUAUAGUAGACAUAGUAUUUAUGGAAACAUAUAUUUAUUUAAAAAAUAUGACAAAUUUGUUUAUGAUAAUAAAUACGUAGUAUUUUGAUUGUAUUGAGCUGAAUAUUUUAAUAAUGUAUUAAUAUUUUAAAAUAAGUAGUACAUUUUUGUGUACUAAUGUAUUAAUAUAUGAAUACAAAUUAUAAUUUAAUAUGUACUUAUUUACAUAAAACAUUAUGUGAACUAAUUUUUAAUCCAGCCAUCAAUCGUGUUGUAUAUGUGGUGGGUAAAAAAGAAAUACCUAUACUUUUUGGAGCACAAUCGUGUUGCGUUUUUCGAUGGUAAAAAGAUCAAACGGGCGUAAUCGUGUUACAUCCAUUUUUGCUACACACGCGUUCGGUGAAUUGAUUCGUGUGCGACUGUCCAAAUAUUGCAGCGUUCGUAGUCAUCGUAAAAUAUAUACUUUUCAAUAAACUAUACAAUUUAAUUUCGUAAAACGAAAGAUUUUUAACCAUACCUGUGUUUUAUUACUUAUUAGGCCAGUGCAUCUCAACCAUUUUAACAACGGACGUGUAUGUAGGUGUAUUUUUAAGAUCGAUAAAAAUACCUCACACUUCUUUUUAAAAUUUUUCAAGUGUCCUUUAUUAUUAUUGUUAUUAUAAUUUGUUUGAUUGUAAAAUUUACAAAAAUUACCAUAAUUUCGUCAAUUUUUAUUGUACAAACAUAAUACAUACAUAGUAGUCAGUAAGUAUUAUAUUAUAAUAUUAUGAUCAAAUUUCGAACACCAUUUCGGGCUUUUUAACACGCAUUUCAAUCGUGUCUUUAAAAAGAUAUCUAUAAUAUAAUAUGUAUCGUGUUCAAUCGGACUUGAACUACCAAAGACUACGUAAACUGAAGUUAACACUAGUUUUUUUCUAUUAUUGUUUAGACCAGAUAAUGUUGGUAGAAACUUCGUCCAUAUUUUGGAAGAAGGUAAAACUGGUGAUUGUUGGGUCUCAGAAAACGGAGGCUUGCCGACAUUGGAACCUAAUUAUCAGUGGAUGAGGUAG